Lindgomyces ingoldianus is the source of this 1173-nucleotide messenger RNA. RefSeq lists its product as uncharacterized. The record is from RefSeq and is a predicted model, not a curated record. NCBI's taxonomy places the organism in Eukaryota, Fungi, Ascomycota, Dothideomycetes, Pleosporales, Lindgomycetaceae. Bases 182 to 1009 code for a protein of 275 amino acids. Gene Ontology annotation, cellular component: nucleus. Gene Ontology annotation, biological process: regulation of transcription by RNA polymerase II. The transcript has 3 exons. Gene Ontology annotation, molecular function: RNA polymerase II transcription regulatory region sequence-specific DNA binding; DNA-binding transcription factor activity, RNA polymerase II-specific.
AAGUGCAAGUAUCGGACAGAACAACCCCGCCUGUUGUGGCACUGUGAUUAGGCAACAACGUGAACCGUCCAUCGCACUGCCUUCUUUCGAGGAGCCUCUCCGUUCACCGGUGUCGCAUCGAUCUGUACCUGCCACAUUGCAGCUUUGUCUAUCUAACCUAACUUCAAAAGCCAGAUUCAACAUGUACUACGAAACCGAGUGCGAGACAUGCGAUCGUGAGUUUGGCAGCCAGCAAGCUGCCAUACAGCACAUGAACGCACUAGGCCACUGGGGCUCACGUUACGAAUGCGAUACAUGCGAUCGACAAUUCUUCACUCAACGAUCAGCGGACCAGCACAUGGACGAUACGGGACACCGGGAGCCUCAAUUCGAGUGCGAAACCUGUGACAAAAGAUUCUACACCCAAAUGUCCGCCAAUCAGCAUAUGGACGCUUGUGACCACCGUAGGCGAUACUACUGCCACGAUUGUAGCAAAACAUUCCAAAGUGAGAAUGCCUUGAAGAUGCACCUCAAUUCGAGCACUCACCGCGGCAAGAACGUUGCGUGCCCCUUCUGCAAAGCAGCUUUGACCUCGGCCAGCGGCCUUUCGCACCACCUUGAGACUGGCUCAUGCCCACGAGCCAAAAACGUCAACCAUCUCACGAUUUUUCAGGCUAUCAGUCAGCGCGAUCCCAAUCGCUUAUUCACGAAUAAGCUGCUUACCUACCCCGACUUUGACACGCAGAAUAUUGCAACAAGUGCAACAUGGAAUGGCUCUAGCUUCGAAUGCUACCUCUGCCACCGAGAGUAUAAUACCCUCCGAGCACUGAACCAACACUUGAAUUCGCCAGCCCAUAGCGAAAAGCUGUAUCAUUGCCCGAACCGCAGCUGCAACAACCAGUUCGUACGCUUGGCAUCGCUUUUCAAUCACCUCGAAAGUGAGAGCUGCAACUUUAUGCGAUUCGAGAGGGUUCAAAAGCAUGUUCAUAAUUUUAUCACGGGACGUCAAAAGCUGCUCGGCCUUGCAUAAGCACACACUGGCUUCUCCGAGAAGAGUUUACGUAGCAUUUUCUGUUGGAUCUGUAGACACUGCGAAAGCGCUGGUACGCGGGCAGCAGCUGACACUUCCUGAAGCCAGACUGAGCUUAUACCCAAAUGGGAAGCUUUUUGCAAUCCAACCAACCUUAGGAUUGC